AUGAAGCUUGGCGAGUACAUGCAACGCCAUAUUUUCGACGUCGUGUCUGCCAAUGACGCUACUUUCCAUCCCGACCAGCGAGAAGAGACGCGAGCUCGAAAGGCUAAAGUCUGGGAGCGAGUGGGUGAGAGGUUGCAGGAACAAAAGCAGCCUUACUGGCCGGACAGGGUUGAGGCAGAUUUUGGAGGGGGCGGUCUAUUCGCAACUGUGGACGACUUGCUCAAAAUAUACCAAGGUGUCCUGACAGGGGAGUUGCUCCGGCCCGAGUCUGUCAAGGAGAUGUUCCAGCCUCAGCUCAAGACACCCAAGGGCCUCGACGAUCCAGCCGAGUACUCGUUGCCGUCCCGUAACGCUAUCUGGAAUACUGUCCCAGACGAUGUCCCUGUCAGCUUUGGGAUUGGAGGCUUGAUCAACCUCACUGCAGUACCGAAACGACGCGGGCUGAACUCACUCACCUGGUCGGGCAUGCCGAAUUGCUACUGGUGGAUCGACCCCAGCAACGGUGUCGCCGGAGUGUAUCUCUCUCAGCUUGUACCAACCGGAGAUGAGAAGGCUAUCGAGCUCUUGACCGAGUUUGAGAAAUUUGUGUACUCGAGUUUGGAUAAAUCUUGA
Messenger RNA from Alternaria infectoria, 612 nucleotides. RefSeq lists its product as uncharacterized. The coding region runs from base 1 to 612 and encodes 203 amino acids. The transcript has 2 exons. Lineage: Eukaryota; Fungi; Ascomycota; Dothideomycetes; Pleosporales; Pleosporaceae. The record is from RefSeq and is a predicted model, not a curated record.